CUUCGUUGAACAACCUCGAUAUUCAAAACUUAACCAAUCAAGAAGUCGAACUGAGUUUUGUGCGUGUUAAGCACCAUAGAUCACUCUGUCAUUAUUUGGACACGUAGUCAAUCGCAUCCAACUCGUAUCCGGUACUAUGUCUGAUUCGGAGGACGAAGCAUCUCUAUCUCUUGAUGCAGUCUUCACAGAACCACCUAGGCCACCGACACCUGAGCCUACCAUCGCAACUUACACUCGCACGAUUCAUCCGCAGGGUGACGAUUGGUCUAAAAUAAACAUCAGAUUAGUAGGAUCCCAUCCACUCUGGGGACAUCACCUGUGGAAUGCUUCUCGUGCUUUUGCUACUUUUUUAGAGACCCAUCGUGCUCUCUAUGCCCACCGUUCCGUUCUGGAACUCGGAGCUGGGGGAGGUUUGCCUGGAAUUGUUGCUGCUCUGAACGGCGCUGCGAAUGUCAUUCUUACCGAUUAUCCAGACGCGGCUCUUCUGGAAAACCUGCAUUACAACGUUUCUCAGAAUGUUCCUGACGUUGCGAAGGAACGCAUCCAUGUUGAAGGGUACAUUUGGGGACAUAACGUAGCACCUCUGUUCAAAAUCCAGUCACAAAACGCCCCAACGCCUGGGUUUGAUUUGAUCAUUAUGUCAGAUCUCGUAUUCAAUCAUUCACAGCAUGAUGCAUUGUUGAAAACAGCAGAAGAUGCCUUGGCGCGGCCCAUUUCGACGGGUCAUGAAUCCACGGAAUCUUUUCCAGAUCCAUGCGUGCUGGUAUUUUACACCCAUCAUCGCCCACAUCUUGCCCACCGCGACAUGGAGUUCUUCGAGAAAGCAACGAAAAGGGGUUGGAUAUGCCAAGAAAUCCUUACGCAGAAGUUCCCGCUUAUGUUUCCUGACGACUCUGGGGAUGAAGAAGUACGGUCAACUGUUCAUGGGUGGAAGCUGAUGCGACCCGUGUAAUGCUACCUGAGUUGUCUGACCUGCUUGCGAGGAGGGCACGUUGGCAAGGUUCAACGACGCUAUUGAGCAAGGUGCUAUUAAUGACGUAAACCAUAGCCUUUCCGUAGCACUUUGUUGCUUCGCAGCCGACAAGCUUGGAGGCCACAAGACAAAAGUUGGAGUUUAGUACGGUAUGGACGGUCGUCGUAUAGAACUAGCACUUUAAAGAGCACGGGGCCAGUAGUUCGACAAGGUCCGAGCACAUUUCUAACAAUGCGCUCAACUUCCAGCUAUAUGCUUGGUAUCUUCGUUAUAAGCCAACCAUCCUGUAUUCCUGUGGGUCUGAUUAAUCGCGUCGCGUCGUCUUAAUUAGAGCGUGACAGACG
Somion occarium is the source of this 1317-nucleotide messenger RNA. Lineage: Eukaryota; Fungi; Basidiomycota; Agaricomycetes; Polyporales; Cerrenaceae. The record is from the annotation of a GenBank genome assembly.